Molecule: messenger RNA, 375 nt
Organism: Coccidioides immitis RS
Lineage: Eukaryota; Fungi; Ascomycota; Eurotiomycetes; Onygenales; Onygenaceae
Exons: 1
Coding region: 1-375 (124 amino acids)
Source: RefSeq, a predicted model, not a curated record
AUGUCUGAUUGCUCUGUCUCUGCUGCCUCCAUCUCUGCUGCCACUAUCUGUCACUUGUAUUCUGCUCCCAUCUCACUAACUACUCCUGCCACUGCUCCACCAUCACUGCCACUGCCCACUACUGUCUCUCUGCCUCCCUCUGGCACCAACAGGGUCUCCAUUUAUCAAAUAGCAGAUAUUAAAGUCCCUGUCUGGUUCAUAAAGCUGAUUCUGAAGAAGCAGGAGGAGAAGGAGGAAAAGAAGAAAAAGAAGAAGAAGAAAAAGAAGAAGAAGAAGAGAAAGAAGAAGAAAGAGAAAGAGAAUAAUAACAAUAACAAGAAUAAUGAUAAUAAUGAGAAUGAUGAUGAUGAUGAGAAUAAUGAACUUGCUAUUUAG